UGAGAUCAUAAUUAAAAAAAAAGAAAAGAAUACUUCAGCGACUAACCAACGAAGGGCGCGACAUCAACGAGAUUCCGGCGUGCAUUUACGAUCGACGUCGAAUUCUCCGGCGGUUCUAGCCAAGCAGCAGCGUGCAAUUCUCUCGACGCUACAACCUGGAUCCUCGAACGGACAGAUUGUCGUCGGCGCGAACACCACCUUGUGUUAGUUGACAACCACUCGCAAACGAGUCAUUCUGCUUUAGUUUGGCGAAUUCACACUUUGAGCGACCUCAGGUUGUGUACUCAGAUCUGAAUAACCGAACAUUUUCGGUGAGAAUCAGUGCACCGGUUCGUUCGAGACACUUUUGGAUUUGUUUUAAGUGCUGUGAAUUGGGUUCUAAUAUUUGGAAACUUGUCGAUUGAUCAGUCUUGAAAUCGUUUAAGGUGUUUGGAUACCAUUAUUUGGAUUUGUGCGUUUGCUUCUAUUGAUGGAUUCUAGUGUUACUAUCGCUACUGUAAUUCUCAGUAUUAGCUUGAUUUUAAGCCGUAUUCUUUACGUUAUAUAUUGGAGUGGUAGACCUCUUCGAAACAAAAGCCUGGGACCUGUCAGUACCCUCAUUGUUUUAGGCUCAGGGGGUCACACGGCGGAGAUGCUCAAUGUGUUGUCUGUGCUGCAGAAGGACUUGUUUUCUCCAAGAUUCUACAUUGCUGCUGCUACAGAUAACAUGAGUCUUCAAAAAGCUCGUACAUAUGAAAACCAACUGGCUGAUAAGAAUGAAGCUGAGGUAGACAAGAUUGCACAGUUCAUGCAGAUCUACAGAAGUAGAGAAGUAGGACAAUCGUAUUUCACUUCUGUUUGGACAACUUUAAUUGCCACAUUGCACGCACUCUGGCUAAUGAUUAAAAUUAGACCUCAAGUGAUUCUAUGCAAUGGCCCUGGUACUUGUAUCCCAUUAUGCUUAAUUGCAUUCAUAUUCAAGGUUCUAGGAAUUAGAUGGUCUUCAAUUUUUUAUGUGGAGAGCAUUGCAAGAGUGAAGAGAUUAUCACUAAGUGGAUUAAUUUUAUACAAGUUAUACGUGGCUGAUCAAUUCUUUGUGCAAUGGCCGCAGCUACAAAGAAUAUACCCCCGCGCUCACUACGUUGGUUGUCUCAUGUAGUUGACAGCGGAGUUCCACACAAAUAAGUAUAAAUCUCGUCUGAAUUUUUCUUAUGGAGCUUUAAAAUGUAACAUAUAGAAAAAAAGUUGUCAAAAUUCUGACGCCAUAACAAAUAGUUUUGACAAGGAUAUGUUUUUGUGUUUGAGAUAGAUUUUUCAAUAUGAAGUGGUAAAUCUCACUUUUGUGGAGUGUUGAAUCUGUAAUGUUUUCUUGUUUAUUGCAACUCGACCAACGAGUUUUUCCAUGGAGCUAUAUUCUCAACAACUAAUGGUUAGUUUCAAUUCUUUGGUUA
This is a messenger RNA of Cucumis sativus (cucumber), 1430 nucleotides long. RefSeq names its product UDP-N-acetylglucosamine transferase subunit ALG14 homolog. Lineage: Eukaryota; Viridiplantae; Streptophyta; Magnoliopsida; Cucurbitales; Cucurbitaceae. Bases 470 to 1138 code for a protein of 222 amino acids. Gene Ontology annotation, biological process: dolichol-linked oligosaccharide biosynthetic process. The record is from RefSeq and is a predicted model, not a curated record. Gene Ontology annotation, cellular component: UDP-N-acetylglucosamine transferase complex. The transcript is spliced from 6 exons.